Oncorhynchus mykiss (rainbow trout) is the source of this 1227-nucleotide messenger RNA. It is a transcript of the gene tebp, whose product is annotated as progesterone receptor-related protein p23. The record is from RefSeq and is marked provisional. Gene Ontology annotation, molecular function: Hsp90 protein binding; prostaglandin-E synthase activity; protein-folding chaperone binding. Gene Ontology annotation, cellular component: cytosol; nucleus. Gene Ontology annotation, biological process: chaperone-mediated protein complex assembly; prostaglandin biosynthetic process; protein folding. NCBI's taxonomy places the organism in Eukaryota, Metazoa, Chordata, Actinopteri, Salmoniformes, Salmonidae.
CUAGGAUUGAUAUUUACAUUUUGCCCUGUCGUUUUUUGCUACAGAAGAGAAUAUCCAACAACACAUCGUGGUUAAUACUGCGGUCUGGAGUGGGAAGAAAUAGAUAGCAAGAGAUGCAGCCAGCAACAGCGAAGUGGUAUGACAGAAGGGACUCUGUCUUUAUUGAGUUCCUGGUAGAAGACAGCAAAGAUCUACAAGUGAAGUUUGAAAAAUCAAAACUUGAUUUCCGUUGUGUUGGUGGGAUUGAAACCCUCAAACACCAUAAUGAAUUGGACCUUUUCGACUCAAUUGAUCCCAAUGCAUCGAAGCACAAACGUACAGACAGAUCAGUGUUGUGUUGUCUGAAGAAAGCAGAGGCAGGAAGAGCAUGGCCACGGUUAACAAAAGACAAGGCAAAAUUUCAAUGGCUGGGUGUCGACUUCAACAACUGGAAAGACUGGGAAGAUGAUUCUGAUGAGGAUCUGUCCAGUUUCGACAAGUUCUCAGAGAUGAUGAAUACGAUGGGAGGAGAAGACGGCAUGCCAGAUCUGGGCAUGGGUGGUAUGGAAGGUCUCGAAGAGCACGACAGCGAUGAUGAAAAGAUGCCAGACCUGGAGUAAUGGUGCAUAUAAAGUCUGUAACCGAUGACGACAAGAAAUGAAAGCCUCAAAGGUCGGUUGAAGAGAGAGACGAGUUGAGUUGGUAACCAUAUUUGAAAAAGGAGGAAAUAUCAGCAGUUUUCCAAACACGUCAGAGGAACCUCACUGAGGAGAGACUGUAUCUGUCGUCAUGGCAUCGCAGCAGAGCAUUCUCCAGCCAAUGUCUUAGUGCUGUGCUUUGCUGUUCUAAUUCUGCAUGGACAAUUCAGUUGUUUCCAUGAUGUGCUGUGGGGUUCAGUUAUACCGUGCUUUAACUUAACAACCAGGGGUGCCUUCAGCAAGGAACAGUGUUAUGGAACGUUCAGAUAGAAUUACGUCAUGUCGAACAAAGGUGCCACUGACAUGUAGAAUGAAGGAAUCGUGUCGGCUCAUCGUAUUUCAAUCUGCAACGUUUGACAAUGUUUUCCUACUGAAUGUGGCCCCGCUCUGAUGGGAUAGUCUGAAAGUUACUCUCCACCUUUUUAUUUAAUAACGUCAGUGAGGUUACGUAUUGAAUAUCAACAUAAUUGUAAAUUCUAACAGAAGAAAAAAUAUGUUUUAAAACAACUGCCUAUUUUCAAUAAAGUUGUUUCUUUUUUUUAGUGAGAAA